Messenger RNA from Galeopterus variegatus (Sunda flying lemur), 2229 nucleotides. RefSeq names its product solute carrier family 2 (facilitated glucose/fructose transporter), member 5 (gene SLC2A5). Gene Ontology annotation, molecular function: fructose transmembrane transporter activity. Bases 274 to 1632 code for a protein of 452 amino acids. Gene Ontology annotation, cellular component: membrane. The record is from RefSeq and is a predicted model, not a curated record. The transcript has 12 exons. Gene Ontology annotation, biological process: fructose transmembrane transport. NCBI's taxonomy places the organism in Eukaryota, Metazoa, Chordata, Mammalia, Dermoptera, Cynocephalidae.
CAGGGCUGUGCCCUGCCUGCACCCUGGGGGCACACAUGGGCUCAGUCAAGCCCCAGACAUUUCAUUUAAAAACAGAAGUGAAAGGAAGAUGAGGAAGGGUGAGGAAGACAAGGUUCCUGAAAGGGUUAGUCUGACUUAGACUGGCUAUAAAAAUGUGAUUGGCUGUGACUUGGCUUGGCCAAAGUGCAGCCAGAAUGUCUUCUCUCUCCAUCCAGUGCAUUUGCUAUUUUGGCUAAAAGGAGACAAGCGACACUCUGCCCUUCCAGAGCAAAGAUGGAGCAACAGGAUCAGAUCAAGAAGGAAGGGAGGCUGACGCUUGUGCUCGCCCUGGCCACCCUGAUAGCUGCCUUUGGGUCAUCCUUCCAGUAUGGGUACAACGUGGCUGCUGUCAACUCCCCAGCAGAGUUAAUGAAACAAUUUUACAAUGAGACCAACUAUGACAGAACCGGUGAAUUCAUGGACGACAUCCCCCUGACGUUGCUGUGGUCCGUCACUGUGUCCCUGUUUCCCUUUGGAGGUUUUGUUGGAUCCCUCCUGGUUGGCCCCUUGGUGAAUAAAUUAGGCAGAAAAGGGGCCUUGCUGUUCAACAACAUAUUUUCCAUCGUGCCUGCGAUCUUGAUGGGAUGCAGCAAAGUUGCCGGAUCAUUUGAGCUCAUAAUUGUUUCCAGACUUUUGGUGGGAAUAUGUGCAGGUGUGUCUUCCAACGUUGUCCCCAUGUACUUAGGGGAGCUGGCCCCUAAAAAUCUGAGGGGGGCGCUCGGAGUAGUACCCCAGCUCUUGAUCACUGUUGGCAUCCUUGUGGCCCAAAUCUUUGGUCUUCGAAGUCUCCUCGCAAACGAUAAAGGCUGGCCGAUCCUGCUGGGGCUGACCGGGGUCCCCGCGGCGCUGCAGCUCCUGCUGCUGCCCUGGUUCCCCGAGAGCCCGCGCUACCUGCUGAUCCAGAAGAAGGACGAGGCGGCGGCGGGCACGGUCGUGCUCAUGGCCGGCCAGCAGCUGUCGGGGGUGAACGCGAUCUACUAUUACGCGGACCAGAUCUACCUGAGCGCCGGCGUGAGCGAGACCGAUGUCCAGUACGUGACGGUCGGCACCGGGGCUGUCAACGUGGUCAUGACGCUCUGUGCCGUGUUCGUGGUGGAGUUCCUGGGCAGGAGGCUCCUGCUGCUCCUGGGGUUCACCGUGUGCUUCGUAGCCUGCUGCGUGCUCACAGCCGCGCUGGCCCUGCAGGACACGAUCACCUGGAUGCCUUACGUCAGCAUCGUCUGUGUCAUCUCCUACGUCAUAGGACAUGCCCUUGGGCCCAGUCCCAUCCCGGCGCUGCUCAUCACCGAGAUCUUCCUGCAGUCCUCCCGGCCGGCCGCCUUCAUGGUGGGGGGCAGCGUCCACUGGCUCUGCAACUUCACCGUGGGCCUGGUCUUCCCAUUCAUCCAAAAGGGCCUCGGCGCCUACAGCUUCAUCAUCUUUGCUGUGAUAUGUCUCCUCACCACCAUCUACACCUUCAUGAUUGUCCCCGAGACCAAGGCCAAGACAUUCAUUGAGAUCAAUAAGAUUUUCACCAAGAUGAACAAGGUGUCAAGCACCUACCCAGAAAAGGAGGAACUGAGAGUCUUUCCACCUGUCGUUACAGAACUGUAGCUCAGGGGAGAGGAGCCUGUCUAGUGGCUCUGUGCAGGGCUUCCCCUCUGGCCUUUUUUCCCCGACUUCUAGUUGUCUGAAUAUCCAGAAAUAAGACAAGCUAGUGUCAAACGCCAUCCUCCUCUCUGGCCUAUCCCUGCCCAGAGGGGACUAUCCAAAGGGCUUCUGUGCUAUCCUGAGAGCCGGGCUGGCCUGUCACCGGCCCUGAGUCAAGUGAACAGCUGUCCCUCAACCCUGCCGGGCUGGCCAUCGUGUGGCUCCUGGUAACACAGCUUUUAUAACAAAGAUAGUUACUAUGGUGGCAAGAAAGAAGGAAUCAGAUUUUUCCAGAGAAACUAACUCUUCUCUGUGGCCCCCACGGGUGCUCUGAGAGCCAUGGGCAUUUGUUUAGAGCUGAAUUCUUCCUCUGAUCAGAUCUUGCUCCAAAAAUACUUGUCUUGGAAGGUGUGAUGUCAAACAUAGGGACAUCCAGAAAGCUGAAGUACAGGUCCCUGUGGAGACAUUAACUGAGUCAGAAUUAUUAAUCAUAAAUUAUAUUGUUAGUGGACAAUGGACUUGCUUCUGUAUAGCCAAUAAAACAAACCUGAUCACUUUUCA